This is a messenger RNA of Ailuropoda melanoleuca (giant panda), 6468 nucleotides long. It is a transcript of the gene PRX, whose product is annotated as periaxin. Gene Ontology annotation, cellular component: cytoplasm; nucleus. The record is from RefSeq and is a predicted model, not a curated record. Gene Ontology annotation, molecular function: protein binding. Lineage: Eukaryota; Metazoa; Chordata; Mammalia; Carnivora; Ursidae. Gene Ontology annotation, biological process: regulation of RNA splicing; peripheral nervous system myelin maintenance.
AGCCCCGGACCCAGGAGGCCCAAGGAGCUGGAGGUGACCCUGAGGCAGCAAGACCCCAGAGGAAGGGUGUGAGCCCCGCAGACGGCUGUGCGGUACCCCAGGCUGGGCUCCUGUUAGGAGGGGGUGCCUGUGCCCAGGCAGCGGCUCAAAGGCAGCUGCUCCAUGCAGAACUGAAGCUGGUUUUGCAGCAGAAGCAGGAGCCUGGGGCCCGGGUGACUCCCAGCAGUGCCAUGGAGGCCAGGAGCCGCAGUGCUGAGGAGCUGAGGCGGGCGGAGUUGGUGGAGAUCAUCGUGGAGACAGAGGCGCAGACCGGGGUCAGCGGCAUCAACGUAGCAGGCGGCGGCAAGGAAGGAAUCUUUGUCCGCGAGCUUCGGGAGGAUUCGCCAGCGGCCAGGAGCCUCAGCCUGCAGGAAGGAGACCAGCUGCUGAGCGCCCGUGUGUUCUUCGAGAACUUCAAGUACGAGGACGCAUUACGCCUGCUGCAAUGUGCCGAGCCUUACAAGGUCUCCUUCUGCCUGAAGCGCACUGUGCCCACCGGGGAUCUGGCGCUGCGGCCUGGCACCGUGGCCGGCUACGAGAUCAAAGGCCCACGGGCCAAGGUGGCCAAGCUGAACAUCCAGAGUCUGUCCCCUGUGAAGAAGAAGAAGAUGGUGCCUGGGGCCCUGGGGGCCCCUGCAGACCUGGCCCCUGUUGACGUCGAAUUCUCCUUUCCCAAGUUCUCCCGUCUGCGUCGGGGCCUCAAAGCUGAGGCUGCCAAGGGUCCCGUCCCAGCUGCCCCAACCCGCCGGCGCCUCCAGCUGCCUCGGCUGCGUGUCCGAGAAGUGGCGGAAGAGGCUCAGGCAGCCCGGCUGGCCGCUGCCGCUCCUCCCCCAAGAAAAGCCAAAGUGGAGGCUGAGGUGGCAGCAGGAGCCCGUUUCACAGCCCCCCAGGUGGAGCUGGUUGGGCCCCGGCUGCCAGGUGCUGAGGUGGGUGUCCCCCCGGUCUCAGCCCCAAAGGGGCUGGGAGAGGUGGCCCUCCACCUGCCAACCCUUGGACUAGGAGUCCCCGCUGCACCUGCUGUGGAGCCCGUGGCCCUAGCGAUCCAGGUCCCCCAAGUGGAGCUGCCCACCUUGCCCUCACUACCCACUCUGCCCACACUGCCCUGCCUGGAGACCCGGGAAGGGACCGUGGCAGUGACGGUGCCCACCCUGGAUGUGGUAGCGCCUGCCGUAGGGGUGGACCUGGCCUUGCCGGGUGUGGAGGUGGUGGAGGCCCGAGCAGAGGCACCUGAGGUGGCCCUGAAGAUGCCCCGCCUCAGUUUCCCUCGUUUUGGGGCUCAGGCAAAGGAAGUCACUGAGGCCAAGGGUAUCCCCGAGGCCAGGGCGAAGGGGCCUAGACUUCGGAUGCCCACCUUCGGGCUUUCUCUCCUGGAGCCCCGGCCAGCUGCCGCCGAAGCUGCUGUCGAGAGCAAGCUGAAGCUGCCCACCAUCAAGAUGCCCUCCUUUGGCAUCGGGGUCUCGGCCCCUGAGGUCAAGAUGCCCAAGGGGCCUGAGGUGAAGCUCCCGAAGGUGCCAGAGGCAGCCCUUCCAGACGUGCAGCUCCCAGAGGUGGAGCUCCCCAAGGUCCCCGAGAUGAAGCUUCCAAAGGUUCCCGAGAUGGCCGUGCCCGGGGUGCGGCUCCCCGAUGUGCAGCUGCCGAAAGUCCCCGAGAUGAAGCUUCCGAAGGUGCCUGAGAUGGCCGUGCCUGAGGUGCGGCUCCCCGACGUGCAGCUGCCGAAAGUCCCCGAGAUGAAGCUUCCGGAGAUGAAACUCCCGAAGGUGCCCGAGAUGGCCGUGCCCGAGGUGCGGCUCCCCGACGUGCAGCUGCCGAAAGUCCCCGAGAUGAAGCUUCCGAAGGUGCCCGAGAUGGCCGUGCCCGAGGUGCAGCUCCCCGACGUGCAGCUGCCCAAGGUCCCUGAGAUGAAGCUUCCGAAGGUGCCCGAGAUGGCCGUGCCCGAGGUGCGGCUCCCCGACGUGCAGCUGCCGAAAGUCCCCGAGAUGAAACUCCCGAAGGUGCCCGAGAUGGCCGUGCCCGAGGUGCGGCUCCCCGACGUGCAGCUGCCGAAAGUCCCCGAGAUGAAGCUCCCGAAGGUGCCCGAGAUGGCCGUGCCCGAGGUGCGGCUCCCCGACGUGCAGCUGCCGAAAGUCCCCGAGAUGAAACUCCCGAAGGUGCCCGAGAUGGCCGUGCCCGAGGUGCGGCUCCCCGACGUGCAGCUGCCGAAAGUCCCCGAGAUGAAGCUCCCGAAGGUGCCCGAGAUGGCCGUGCCCGAGGUGCGGCUCCCCGACGUGCAGCUGCCGAAAGUCCCCGAGAUGAAACUCCCGAAGGUGCCCGAGAUGGCCGUGCCCGAGGUGCGGCUCCCCGACGUGCAGCUGCCGAAAGUCCCCGAGAUGAAACUCCCGAAGGUGCCCGAGAUGGCCGUGCCCGAGGUGCGGCUCCCCGACGUGCAGCUGCCGAAAGUCCCCGAGAUGAAACUCCCGAAGGUGCCCGAGAUGGCCGUGCCCGAGGUGCGGCUCCCCGACGUGCAGCUGCCGAAAGUCCCCGAGAUGAAACUCCCGAAGGUGCCCGAGAUGGCCGUGCCCGAGGUGCGGCUCCCCGACGUGCAGCUGCCGAAAGUCCCCGAGAUGAAACUCCCGAAGGUGCCCGAGAUGGCCGUGCCCGAGGUGCGGCUCCCCGACGUGCAGCUGCCGAAAGUCCCCGAGAUGAAACUCCCGAAGGUGCCCGAGAUGGCCGUGCCCGAGGUGCGGCUCCCCGACGUGCAGCUGCCGAAAGUCCCCGAGAUGAAACUCCCGAAGGUGCCCGAGAUGGCCGUGCCCGAGGUGCGGCUCCCCGACGUGCAGCUGCCCAAAGUCCCUGAGAUGAAACUCCCAAAGGUGCCCGAGAUGGCUGUGCCUGAGGUGCGGCUCCCUGAUGUGCAGCUGCCGAAAGUCCCCGAGAUGAAGCUCCCGGAGAUGAAACUCCCGAAGGUGCCCGAGAUGGCCGUGCCCGAGGUGCGGCUUCCCGACGUGCAGCUGCCCAAGGUCUCGGAGAUGAAAGUCCCUGACAUGAAGCUCCCUGAGAUGAGACUCCCGGAGAUAAAACUCCCCAAGGUGCCUGAGAUGGCCGUGCCCGACGUCCACCUCCCGGAGGUGGAGCUGCCCAAGGUGUCGGAGAUGCGGCUGCCAGAAAUGCAGGUGCCCAAGGUCCCAGACGUGUAUCUUCCAAAGGCGCCCGAGGUAAAGCUGCCCAAGGCUCCAGAGGCACAGCUGAAAGCAGAGAAGGCGGAGGGGAUGGAAUUUGGCUUCAAGAUGCCUAAGAUGACCAUGCCCAAGCUAGGGAGGGCAGAGUCCCCAUCGCGAGGCAAGCCAGGUGAGGUGGGGGCUGAGGUCUCCGGGAAGCUGGUGACACUUCCCUGUCUGCAGCCAGAGGUGCGCCCCGAGGCUCGUGUGGGUGUCCCCUCUCUCACACUGCCCUCCGUGGAGCUAGACCUGCCGAGGGCCCUCAGCCUGGAGGGGCAGGUCCCGGCAGCCGAAGUGGGCAAGGUGGAGCGGGCAGAGGGCCCCGGGGUACCCGCAGGGGUCGGGGAAGUGGCCUUCCGGAUGCCCUCUGUUGAAAUCGUCACUCCACAGCUGCCUACAGUGGAAGUGGAGGAAGGGCGGCUAGAGGCGAUGGAGAUGAAAGUCAAGCCCUCCUCCAAGUUCUCCCUGCCCAAGUUUGGACUCUCGGGGCCCAAAGUGGCCAAAGCAGAGGCUGAGGGGGCUGGGCGAGCCGCCAAGCUGAAGGUGUCCAAGUUCACCAUCUCACUCCCCAAGGCCCGAGCCGGGACUGAGGCUGAGGCCAAAGGGGCGGGGGAGGCAGGCCUGCUGCCUGCCCUCGAUCUGUCCAUCCCGCAGCUCAGCCUGGACGCCCAUCUGCCCACGGGCAAGGUGGAGGUGGUGGAGGCUGACGUCAAGGUCAAGGGGCCCAGGUUUGCCCUGCCCAAGUUUGGGGUCAGAGGCCGGGACGCUGAGGCAGGAGAAUUAGCGCCAGCGGUGGCCGAGCUGGAGGGCAAGGGCUGGGGUUGGGAGGGGAAGGUGAGGAUGCCCAAGCUGAAGAUGCCCUCCUUUGGGCUGGCUCGAGGGAAGGAAGUGGAAAUCCAGGGUGCGCGUGUCAGCCCGGGGGAAAAGCCAGAGUCCAUGGCUGGGCAGCUGAAGAUCCCUGAGGUAGAGCUGGUCACCCUGGGGGCCCAGGAGGAAGGGAGGGCCAAGGGGGCGGUGGCCGUCAGUGGAGUACGGCUAUCAGGCCCGCAAGUGUCCGUGCCCAGGCCGGCAGGCACUGAGGGCCAGGAGGGGGCGCUGAGGAUGCCCCUGGGCAUCUCCCUGCCCCAGGUAGAGCUGCCCGGCUUUGGGGAGGCCAGCCUGGGCACCGCCACUGGGCAGCGGGCCAAGGAUACAGCCCCGCCAGUGGAGGGCACAGCGGGCUACAGGGUCCAGGUGCCUCAGGUGACCUUGUCUCUGCCUGGAGCCCAGGUGGCAGGUGGCGAGCUGUUGGUAGGUGAGGGCGUCUUCAAGAUGCCUGCUGUGUCAGUGCCCCAGCUUGAGCUGGACGUGGGGCUGGGCCGAGAGGCGCAGGUGGGUGAGGCAGCCACAGGCGAGGGUGGCUUGAGACUGAAGAUGCCCGCGCUGGGGGCCAGAGCUGAGGCCGGGGAAGAGGGGCGUGGAGAGCAGUCCCCAGGGGCCGAGCGCACCUUCCACCUCUCGCUGCCUGAUGUGGAGCUCUCGCCACCCGCUGUGGGCAGCCACGCCGAGUACCAGGUGGCAGAAGGCGACGGGGAGGCCGGACACAAGCUCAAGGUGCGGCUGCCCCGCUUUGGGCUGGUUCGUGCCAAGGAGGGCGUUGAGGAGGGUGAUAAGACCAAGAGCCCCAAACUUAGGCUGCCCCGAGUGGGCUUCAGCCAGAGCGAGGCGGUCACUCGGGACGGCUCCCCCAGCCCUGAGGAAGAGGAGGAGGAGGGCGGCGGGGAAGGGGCCUCUGGGCGCCGAGGCAGAGUCCGGGUGCGCUUGCCCCGCGUGGGCCUGGCCACCCCUUCCAAGGCCUCUCGGGGCCAGGAGGGCGAGGCAGCCCCCAAGUCCCCUGGCGGGGAGAAGUCGCCCAAGUUCCGCUUCCCCCGGGUAUCCCUAAGCCCCAAGGCCCGGAGUGGGAGCGGGGACCAGGAAGAGGGUGGAUUCCGGGUCCGGCUGCCCAGCGUGGGGUUUUCGGAGACAGGGGCUCCGGGCCCUGCCAGGAUGGAGGGGGCUCAGGCUGCAGUCGUCUGAAGCCCCAGGGCAGAGAGAGGGUCCCCUCCCAUCUUCCCAUUCCCGCCUCCUCCUUGUUUUGUGUGUGAGAUAACUAGAACUAACCCUCAGAGGGCCGGAGGGGGUGGUGGUGGGUGACAGACCGGGACGGGCCAGGGAGGCCUCAUGCCUGGCUCACUGGCAGGAGUGCCUGUAUCUUGUCAAGCCAUGUGAAUAAAAUAAUCCAGAGGUAGCCUUGCGUUCGGUUUCCUGUGUGUGUGUGUGUGUGUGUGUGUGUGUGUGUGUGUGUGUGUGAGGGGAACAAGGGAGGUUGCAGAGGGUGCAGGGAAAGAGGUCCCCAAGGAGGGGGACUACUUGAGCCUGGCCUGAGGAGAGCCUGUGUUGGGGGGAGACACCAGGCCACGCCAGGUCUGAAGAGAGUCAGGGAAGAUUUGCAGUGGGUUGGGUGGGAAGGGGCCUGCUCUAGCCAUUCAGAAUUUCCCAGGGCCUCUGAGCAAGACCCCUGUGCUGAGACCUCUCUGGCUGGCCUGGAGGAACACCUCCCGCCAGGACCUCCCUGGGGAGCCCUGAGAGAGCAGAACUAUUGCUACCCAUCUGCCCUCUGCUGGCCGCCUUCUCAUUGACAAGAGCACCUCCACAUCCCAGCGAUUGCUUUCCUGUCUGGCUGGUUUGACUGCCCCGUCCGCCCCGGCCCCACCGAGGAAGGCCCCUCCUGGUCCCCUCUCCAGGCUCACGGGUUCGGAGCCUCCACCCCAGAUACCUGGCUGCCUCUUUUGACUAGGUCCCAGGGGCCUCAGCUCCCAGGGACCCAACCCCACGCAGGAUCUAAGCCCCCACCAAGGGGCUCCAGACUCUCCCACAUCUUUCUGCGAUGCCCCAGACUGGGCCAAGAAGACACUCUGUCCAGUCCCAAGCGUGUCCCCCCCCCCAUCCCGUCGUAUCUGUCCGUCCACUCUCCUCACAUCCGGCCGUGCCCUUGAGUUGUCACACACCCCUGACUUACUCCAGCACCUUCUCCCUUAAAGCUGGCCUCCCUCGGGUCACUGCCCACUUUCUCUUCUUCCCCACCAAACGUGGCAGGAAUGAUUUAAACCUAUGGCACACACCCUUUGCCCAGUCCCCUUCAGCAUUUGGGGUCUCCCUCCCACCGCGUCUGACCUGUUAGUGUCCAUAGUGACCUCUCUGUGGCCACGCUGAGGGC